AUGUCUCCUGACCUCCCCUGCAGUCAGGCCCAGACUGGAGUAUUAGGCUGGCUGUCUAAUGGGUUCGUCAGCACUCUGCCGCAGCCGUCUAACUCCCCUCGACUCAGCAGGGCCAAUGACUCCAGGGUGAGUACAGAAGAUGGAGAAAGGUCUGGAGUGAUCGGCUGGGUCGCUCAGGGUCUGACCAAGGUUCUGCCUCAGCCCGAUGACAAGUACAGAGAGACCAACAACGAGGAACACACUGAGAUCUAUGAUGUUGAAACAAUGCCAGAUUUCGAUCCCCUCCCACACAUCCCAGUGGUGGAGAUGGUGUCAGAUGACGAGGAAGCAGAAGCAGAAAGUCUGACCCCUCAGUUCCCUCCAAAUGUGGUGAAAUGGAUAAAGGAGAUCAUCCCUCAGCCAGUUAUACUGCCCCCUGGUGCUGUAGCCAUAGAACAAUCGACCAAGUCAUCCCGCUCCCGCUCCUCUCUGGACAAAAUUCUGUCUCCACCACCUGAAUCUCUCAGUGGAAUCUCACUCGAUACCGACAGCAAAGUGUCCAAUGUGGUCGGCUGGUUCAUGUCCGGUAUUGGCCUGAAGCUGCCUCAGCCUGCGAUUCCCCCCAAAGACGAUAUCCAGUGUGCAGCUGAAGUUCUACAGAAAGCUUCUUCCAAUCUCAAACCUGACAUGGUCCUAGAAGAUGUGGAGUCAGACAACGAGGGUCAGCACAGACCUGCUCCACCGUCCACAUCAAUGACUCCUGCAUCACCGACAACUCACCAACAGCAGGACGCCAUGCAGCAGACGCAGUGCAGUUCACAGCCCGCGGCCUCCAUGCCGUCCCAGAUGCACCCUGAUGCCAAUCCAGUGCCAGGAGGACUUUCAGAGAACAUGACGAAAAUAUCUCAGGAAGAUGCCGAGACUCAGACGGGUCGCUGGACGCCGUUUAUCGAGAGCAUCAAGAGGGAGGCUGAAGAUGUGGCCUUUGCUACCAUGGAGGAACGUCUGCUGAUGGAGCGCAUGGAGAUGACCCGUGUGGCUGAGGAGGUGGCCAGGCAGACGGCGGAGAUGGCCAUCAGACAGAUGGCCAGUGAGGGACAGUCCAUCAGGCUCUCGCUGGACAGUGCACAACUGCUGGAGGAGCCUGACGCAGAAGAGGAAGAGAGUCUUGCAGAGGACGAGGAAGAGCUAGAAGAGGCUGUGUUACCGACCUUAAUAGAACCAGAGCCAAAGGAGGACGCAGAGCCACAGCAGACGUCCCCCUCCCCACCUCCAAGUCCUGAACCAGUUAAGAUCCUUGAACCAGAGCCGAAUCCUGAACCUGAACCAGAACCUGAACCAGAACCUGAACCUGAACCAGAACCUGAACCUGAACCUGAACCAGAAGCAGUGACCAAGACCCAGGAGGCCAACUCUAACGCUCAGCCUGUGACACAGCAGCCACAGAAAGCAGAGCCAGACGGACAAGUCACUGACGCUGACAAACCUGCAGAAAAAGAGGAGGAAGAUGCCGGGGAUGACUGUGGUGUUCCAGUCAGCUGUGAUACAUUUAAGAGCUGCCUGAUGCGCAUCCCUCACACCUCCGAGUGCCUCGGCAAUAUCAACGCAUUCUUCAAAGAGAACGGCAUCUCCCCCCCGAAAAUACCCUCCAUGCCCAAGCUACCCACCCAGUUCUCUGAUGUGACCAAAAGCUCUCCCAGUUCCCCAGCCGGACGCAGCAGUACUUCAGCAACGUCCGGAACCGCCUCAACAGCCUUAUGCCUCAAGAUGCCUAAGAAACAACAACAGCAAAAACAGACGAAAGACAAGAACCAGCAAGACGUAGAACUUAACCGGCUCGCCCGACACUCCCCUCUCCCUCCUCCUCACCAUCCUCACCUCCGAUCCCGCUCCCCGUCUCCAUCAUCCCCCAAUGGUAGCACCCUCGAGUUGCCCAAUGUGCCAUCCUAUCCACGCCUGCCACCGAUUGUCAGCCCCCCGUCAAAGCAGCUCAACGCCACAUCCCGCCAGCUGUCUGGUCUGUCCAACCCGGCAUUCUUCAUCGAAGAGGACUCAGACAUUUCGCCAGUCAGACCCUCAGAGAGCUCCAGCCUCAGCCUACGUCCAGCCGUCAAUGUCGAGGAUGUGGACUCAGACCACGAGAAAAAAGGAGGAGAAGGAGGAGGAGAAGGGGAGGAACAGAGUGCUGUCCCUAAAAUACUCACCCCACAGGAUCCGAAACUUACAACCCUCACUGUCCCUGUGACCCCAUCUGGAGGUCGUCAGAGUAAAGGAGAUAAAGAUAGUGGAAGGAAUCACAGGACUAUCUGGACAAAGAUCAGGAAGCUUCACUCUCAAAGUGAAGAUGAUGAUGAUGAAGUAAACCUCCCAGUCAGAGCCUGGCCCAGCCAGUCCAGCCUGCACAGCACAGAGGAUGUUCUGCCAGAACGUCCGGCGUCCUCAGCCAGUCAGACCAGCACAGUGGUGAAUGAGCGUUUGCAGGAGCUGGUGCGGAUGUUUAAAGAGAGAACAGAGAAGGCCAAGGAGAAACUGAUUGACCCUGACAGCUCAGACGAAGACAGCAUCAUCCCCUCACCUCCUCAGCCUGCUCCUGCAGGGCAGCCGCUGGACAGGGGAGAGAAGGAGGCACAGGCAGGUCCAUCAGGAGCAGAAGCAGGAGGAAGAGUGGAGAGUGAGGCAGAGGAGGAGCGGACGAGGGGCUGCUGCAGUGGGAAAGCUCCUCGGUGCAUUCAUGCCUGUGUGCACUAUCGUUUCCCUGCCAGCAUCGACCCCUUCACCAACCAGAUGUAUGUGCUGUGGAUGUUCUUGGUUUCUCUUGCGUGGAACUGGAAUGCAUGGUUCAUCCCUGUGCGCUGGGCCUUCCCCUAUCAGACUCCGGACAAUAUUUACUACUGGCUGCUGACCGACUACCUGUGUGACCUCAUCUACAUCCUGGACAUCACCAUCUUCCAGCCACGCCUGCAGUUUGUUCGCGGAGGGGACAUCGUGAGCGACAAAAAAGACAUGAGAAAGAAUUACAUGAAAACCAAACGCUUCAAGUUUGAUGUUGCCAGCCUCGUUCCCCUGGAGCUCUUCUAUUUCAAGACUGGCAUCAACCCCCUGCUCCGUUUACCACGGCUGCUGAAGAUCAACUCCUUCUUCGAGUUCAAUGAGCGUCUGGAGGCCAUCUUGACUAAAGCCUACAUAUACAGGGUGAUCCGUACCACCACAUAUCUUCUGUAUUGUCUCCACUGUAACGCCUGUCUCUACUACUGGUGCUCUGCCUUUACAGGACUGGGUUCCACUAAGUGGGUGUACAAUGGAAAGGGCAACAGUUACAUUCGCUGUUACUACUUUGCGGUGAAGACCCUGAUCACCAUCGGAGGUCUACCAGACCCCACCACCCUGUUUGAGAUCGUCUUUCAACUUAUCAACUACUUUGUUGGAGUCUUUGCCUUCUCUAUCAUGAUAGGACAGAUGCGUGAUGUGGUUGGUGCAGCCACAGCGGGUCAGACCUACUACCGCACAUGUAUGGACAACACUAUUAAAUACAUGUCGUCAUACCGCAUCCCUAAAGACGUCCAGAACCGCGUGAAGACGUGGUACAACUACACCUGGCAAUCUCAAGGCAUGCUGGACGAGCAGGAGCUGCUGACUCAGCUGCCAGAUAAAAUGCGUCUGGACAUUGCUAUUGACGUCAACUACUCCAUCGUGAGCAAAGUCCCACUGUUCCAGGGUUGUGACAGACAGAUGAUCUUUGAUAUGCUGAAAAGCCUUCGCUCUGUCGUCUACCUGCCGGGAGACUACGUCUGCAAAAAGGGGGAGGUGGGGCGGGAGAUGUACAUCAUUAAAGCGGGGGAGGUGCAGGUGGUUGGGGGACCUGAUGGGAAGACGGUGUUCGUCACUCUCAGAGCAGGAUCAGUGUUUGGAGAGAUCAGUUUGCUUUCAGUAGGCGGGGGAAAUAGGCGCACAGCCAAUGUGAUUGCUCAUGGUUUUGCCAAUCUCUUCAUCCUGGACAAGAAAGACCUGAACGAGAUCCUGGUCCACUACCCCGAGUCCAAGAAACUGCUCCGCAAGAAGGCCAGGAAGAUGCUGACCAAGGGAAAGAAACCUGAGCCCAAAGAAGAGGCUAAGGAAGCACCUCAGGCUCCGGUAGCUGCCGUCAGGCCGGAGACUCCCAAACUGCUGAGAGCCGCCCUGGAGAUGACAGAGAAGUCGUCUGGACUGAAAGGAGCUCUGGCUGAAGUCAAAGAGAGGACCAAGUCCUUUAUAUCAUUACAGCCUCCUCUGUCUCCCACCUCCAGCUCUGGACCCGACAGAGACGGGGACACACCCUCACCAAUCUUUGCCAGCUCAGCGACACCUCGCUCUGCUUCCCGCUGCCAUAGCAACGUCUCCUUGGGGCCUCACUCUGCAUCACAGUGCCACAGCCACCCUGACGAAACACUCGCCAUGGACCAAAGCGAGGAGGACGUCUGUGAGGACGAAGGGAACGAGGCUGAAAAGAGGAAAGGGUGUAGGAGUUAGGAAGGAUGGGGAGAGAGGUGAGGAAGGUGGCAGCAAAGAAAAAUAAAGGUGGGUGCAAGAAGAAGGAGGAAAUUGGAGGAAUUAACAGAGAUAAAGAAACUGCUUUUAAAGGGAAAAUAGAGGAAUAAACAAUGCUGAGUGUGAAAGACAGAAGAGGUGAAGUAAAUGAAGAUGUACAUAAACUAUAAUGUCUUAUUCUCAGACGCAUCUGUUUAAGUCAUUGCGAAAAGUCAAAGUCCUUUUUCACUCAUGAUGCACUUAAUCCCUUUUACA
Messenger RNA from Paralichthys olivaceus (Japanese flounder), 4758 nucleotides. The record is from RefSeq and is a predicted model, not a curated record. NCBI's taxonomy places the organism in Eukaryota, Metazoa, Chordata, Actinopteri, Pleuronectiformes, Paralichthyidae.